CAGGGAUGAUCUUUCUGUGACGCUCGGUGUGACGGAGGCUGGAGGAGGACGCCGCCGCUCCGCGCUGCUCCUCACACCGACUCGUCUCGUUCUCUCAGCGGCCGCUCGGGCAGCACCAACCCCGGAGGGAUGGAGGCAGCCGGCGCGUACGGCGCCAGGAAGGCCGGGAGCGUCCGCUUCGACCCAGUCGCCUUCUUCACGCAUCCCCGCACCAUCCUCCGCCUUCUGUCCUGGGUCUUCUCCAUCGUGGUGUUCAGCUGCAUCGUGAACGAGGGCUACAUCAACAUCGGCAGCGAGCGUUUGCUCUGCGUCUUCAACAACAACGCAGACGCCUGUAACUACGUCGUUACCGUGGGCGUGGCCUGCUUCCUUGGCAGUGUCUGCUUCCUGGUUCUGGAUGUUUACUUCCCCUCCAUGAGCAACAUCAAGGACMGAAAGCGUGCUGUGAUGUUGGACCUCAUCUUCUCUGGCCUGGCCAGUUUCCUGUGGUUUGUUGGCUUCUGUUUUCUGGCCAAUCAGUGGCAAGCGACGUCUCCAGAUGAGCUCCCAUUGGCCCAGGGCGCGGAUGCUGCCAGAGCCACUAUCGCCUUCAGCUUCUUUUCUAUUCUCACCUGGGCCGUUCUGACUCUGAGCGCCCUUCGACGCUUCUUAACUGGCAGCAACACAAACUUAUUCACUUGGCAACACCUAGAGCCGGCCCCGAGCCACGCCCGAGCCACUCCGUACCCCAUCCCCAACGGUGCCACCAUCAUAACCACCAACCCCUACCAGGCCCCGCCGUUCACCGAAACCCUGGACCCCCAGAAGCUCACGCAGCAAAGACCCGCGGCUCCUGCUUUUUAGGAAACGUUCAGAAGAAAGCGGAGACGUGAUCGGAACGAGGCUGCAUGCGGCGCAGGAGCAGACAAAUCUCCGCCUCGCUGUUUGUAAGGUUUUCACGUCCUCUCCGGGGUGGGGGGAGGGGCAGCAGGAUUCUGGGUCAUGUGAUGUUAGAGCUCUUUUCACCAUGGUAACUGCCAGCGAAGCUUAGUUAGUCGUAACUCCAUGUCAAGAAUACCGUCUUCUGUUCACGCACACACAAAUAUCAAUGCACGCAGCCGUACUCUCUGAACACCUGGAAGCAGUUACACAUGCACACCUGGAAACACGUGUAGAUACUCUUGGAGGUGCACACACACACGCGCACCUUGACUGCAUGUUGAUGUGGUGAAGUGCAGAUUAACACAGAUUGCUCCAUCUUGCCUUAAGAAGGCGACACGAGGGGGGAGACGUGGAAGACGGAGAAGCUGAGAACCCGUCCUAAUCACCCUGACCAGUUUGCCUUAGAGACACGAGGCCACGUAUCGRCUGAAAUUCAGUCAGCUUGACCCUCAGAUUGUGAACUUGCAGAAGGCAGGAACACAAAGGCAGUACUGCUUCAAGCUUAGUGUUUCAUUGUAAAAUAUUCAUGUGAUUAAAUAUUUUAUUGUGAUAUGCUGAAUUGGUAAGAAAAAAAUGAAAAAAAAGAAAAGAAGGAAGAAAUAAAAUCCACCCAUCACCAACAUGA
Austrofundulus limnaeus is the source of this 1546-nucleotide messenger RNA. RefSeq names its product synaptogyrin-3. The record is from RefSeq and is a predicted model, not a curated record. The transcript has 4 exons. The coding region runs from base 130 to 843 and encodes 237 amino acids. Gene Ontology annotation, cellular component: neuromuscular junction; synaptic vesicle membrane. NCBI's taxonomy places the organism in Eukaryota, Metazoa, Chordata, Actinopteri, Cyprinodontiformes, Rivulidae.